GUUUUCCAGCAAAGGAACCACCUUCAAUCUUAACUUUCGAAGAGAAAAAACAUUCGCUGAACCAAAACGAAGAUGAACCGUGUAGCAGUAACAAUUCUUGCUCUUGGCCUCAUUGCUUCCUUUAUUGAAGCCAAGCCAAAUUUUCUCUUCAAGAAGGAAGUUGGCGAAGGCAGUCCAGAAGAAGUAAUUGAUGACCACCCACCUGAACAAGAUGUAACAGUUGAAGACUGCUUUCAUGAAUAUAGAAAAGUACUGGACGGGACUUCUGAAUAUUUACAAUAUUUAACUGAAGAGACUUGUGACCAGUUUCCCCGUCCUGCGUGUCUCUUGGUCGGCUGCCUGUAUUAUGUGUAUUAUGGAGACGAUGAACCAGAAAAGAAGAAAGACGUGUCGUGGUCAGAUUUCUCUUCGUCUUCAAGUGGCUUCAAGACUCAGAAAAGAAAUAAGAUGAUGGCGAAGAAGGCUGCCAUCAUGAAGGCACUGGCCAAGAAGAGAGCUAUGGCUAAGAAAGCUCAUAACUAGAGCCAUGUCGCUCACAAUCGCUAAUGCCCAGCAAAAUUAUAUAUACACGUACAUUAUUAUUCUUCUUAUAAGAUAUACUUUUAUAACUUUCUGUGAAAUGUCUGGUGAUGGGAAAUGUAAAUGAACUAAAAUUCGUUAUUAAUGAUUACAAUGAGGGCAAACUUAGAAUUCUCAAGAAUUGAUUUACUGUAAUUCUAAAUUAUUUGAUAUUAAUCUGUUUCAAUAAUGUUUCUAACAUAAAAACUGGCCUAUAAUCAUGUCUUAACAUCAUAAAUAGGCAAUUUGAAACAAAAAUAUGAGCACUUUCAUAUAUUUUCUAUUCUUGGUCUAAUAAAAUACUUCAGCAAACGAA
Molecule: messenger RNA, 874 nt
Organism: Anneissia japonica
Lineage: Eukaryota; Metazoa; Echinodermata; Crinoidea; Comatulida; Comatulidae
Exons: 10
Coding region: 73-522 (149 amino acids)
Source: RefSeq, a predicted model, not a curated record